This is a messenger RNA of Nicotiana attenuata, 1795 nucleotides long. RefSeq names its product auxin transporter-like protein 3. The record is from RefSeq and is a predicted model, not a curated record. Gene Ontology annotation, cellular component: plasma membrane. The transcript has 8 exons. NCBI's taxonomy places the organism in Eukaryota, Viridiplantae, Streptophyta, Magnoliopsida, Solanales, Solanaceae. The coding region runs from base 93 to 1499 and encodes 468 amino acids.
UUCUCCUUUCUAUUUAUAUAUAUAAUUAAUAACCUGGGCAAAUCUCAUUCCACACUUAUUACUUCACAACUCUCACUCCACAGUCCAUAGCCAUGGCUUCUGAGAAAGUUGAGACUGUUAUUGCUGGAAAUUACUUGGAAAUGGAGAGAGAAGGAGAAGAAGCCAAUUCCAAUAACUCUGUCAAAAGCAAAUUAUCCAAUUUUUUCUGGCAUGGUGGCUCUGUUUAUGAUGCAUGGUUUAGCUGUUCUUCUAACCAGGUUGCUCAAGUGCUACUUACACUGCCAUAUUCAUUUUCACAACUGGGAAUGAUGUCUGGAAUUAUUUUCCAACUCUUCUAUGGGUUAAUGGGAAGCUGGACUGCUUAUCUUAUAAGUGUUCUCUACGUUGAGUACAGAACUAGAAAAGAAAGAGAAAAAGUUGACUUCAGAAACCAUGUAAUUCAGUGGUUUGAAGUUCUUGACGGACUACUAGGAAAGCAUUGGAGGAAUAUUGGUCUCUUUUUUAACUGCACUUUUCUUCUAUUUGGAUCAGUCAUUCAGCUAAUUGCAUGUGCAAGUAACAUAUAUUAUAUUAAUGACAAUCUUGAUAAGAGAACUUGGACUUAUAUAUUUGGAGCUUGUUGUGCUACAACUGUGUUCAUUCCUUCAUUCCACAACUACAGAAUUUGGUCAUUUAUAGGCCUUCUCAUGACAAGUUAUACUGCAUGGUAUCUUACCAUAGCUUCUCUUCUCAAUGGACAGGUUGAGGGAGUAAAGCACUCAGGACCAACCACAAUGGUUCUCUACUUCACUGGUGCAACAAACAUUCUUUAUACCUUUGGUGGUCACGCUGUCACAGUGGAGAUAAUGCAUGCAAUGUGGAAGCCACAGAAGUUCAAGCUUAUAUAUUUGAUGGCAACAAUUUAUGUGCUAACACUGACACUGCCAUCAGCAAGUGCCGUCUAUUGGGCUUUUGGAGAUGCGCUUCUCACCCACUCCAAUGCUUUGGCUUUGUUACCAAGGACUAGAUUUCGAGACGCUGCUGUAGUUCUCAUGCUUAUUCAUCAGUUUAUUACAUUUGGAUUUGCAUGUACCCCUUUGUACUUUGUGUGGGAGAAAUUCAUCAGAGUUCAUGACACAAAGAGCUUGUUCAAGAGAGCAAUGGCAAGACUCCCUGUGGUUAUUCCAAUAUGGUUCUUGGCUAUUGUUUUCCCCUUCUUUGGUCCCAUUAAUUCCACUGUUGGAUCUCUUCUUGUUAGCUUCACUGUCUACAUUAUUCCUGCCUUGGCACACAUGGUUACUUUUGCUUCUCCAUCGGCUAGAGAGAAUGCUGUGGAGCAACCACCAUCAUUCUUGGGAAGAUGGGUUGGAUUGUAUUGUACCAACAUAUUUGUGGUGGCAUGGGUCUUCAUUGUUGGUUUUGGAUUUGGAGGGUGGGCAAGCAUGGUCAAUUUUGUACAUCAAAUUAACACUUUUGGCCUCUUCACUAAGUGUUAUCAAUGCCCUCCCCAUAAGGCUUGAGUAGGAUAAUAUAUUACUAGUAUUAAACUAAGGAAGUAAAACUACAAAUACAUAUCAUGACGUGUGUAAAAAGAUUUAGCAGUUUCCAACCACUUUCCCACCCCCCCCCCCACCAACCCCCCACUUUAAUUAUCAUUUUAUUUUCUUGUAAGAGUCCUUUUAAUAACUUGAGUGCUAGUGGCUUUUCUUUUUUUUCUGUUUUUAUUUUCUUCUAAAAAAAUUGUAAUGGCCUUUCGUUUUUUUGGGGCUUUAUGUGAUGUGGAUGAUUGGUAAUAUACACUACUUUUCGUUGCUCC